Molecule: messenger RNA, 1620 nt
Organism: Closterium sp. NIES-65
Lineage: Eukaryota; Viridiplantae; Streptophyta; Zygnematophyceae; Desmidiales; Closteriaceae
Source: the annotation of a GenBank genome assembly
AUGCAAGCCUCUAGUGUACAUGCGCUAGUGUCUGGUUCUGCCGUAACUGGGGAGCUCUCAGCAGAAGAUGGCACAUAUCAGCAUAUGCCACAACCACAGUUGCUGUCGCAGGACCGAUCUAUCUCUCUCUCCUCCUUCCUCACAGAUAUCUCAUCACCCGAUGCAGGCUUGCCUGACUUUGCUCUCUCUCCUCUGCAAGCAUCCCCUGCUACAUGCUCCCAAGGCUCCCAACCUCAGUCGGGAAAUGGCUCACCUCGCCUUCCAUCCUCGGAUGACGAUCUUCCUCUCCCUUCACUUCUACGCAAAUCAACAGACUGGGGAAAGCUGCAGUCGUCCUUGGGCUAUGAAACAGGGGCUGUGGCUGGCUGCUCUUCAACAAGCACAGAACCUGGCCCUAGUGCCCAGCUCCCUAUACUUCCUCCGCCUCCUUCCACUCUUGUCCCUCCUGGCCUCGCUGCUUCACUUACAGCCUCACCGCAUCCUUGGCCCUCAUCUAAUUCAUCUGCAAGUCUCAUGCCUUCGCCUGCUAGCAUGGCUUUCUCCCCUCUCUUGCCCUCCUCCUCCCUUGGCCUUCAUGAGCCAAAUAAGCCAAAUACCGUCACCUCGUCACACACACUCACGCUGCCGCAGAACCUACUUUCAUUCUCCAACCCGUCUGCCUCCUCUGACAGCGAGGCUGACUCACCCCUACAUCGAAGCACCAAGGCUCGGGAAAGUCUUCACGCGUUUUCAGAUCCCGAUGUACCUCUGCCCAAGCUUCAAAGCACCAGCACGAACAGUCAGGCUGGAGAAGGCACCAGUGGGUUACUUCACAAAGAGGAGAUGUUUGUAGAGGAGAGGAAUGCAGCUACAACACUCGCUGCUUCUGAUACAAGAACUGCCACGGUUACUGGAUCAAUGGGGAAUGUGGGAGCUAAUAUCGCUGCUGGAACCAAUGCUUAUGCUGAUAUACCUGGUCCAAGCAGCAGUAGGAUUUCCGAGAUUUCUGGCAUGGGAUUGCUGACUGGAGAAGGGAUAACAUGGGACGAGGCGGAGGAAGGCAGUACGCUCUUGCACUUGCUGGGAGAGGCAGACGAUGUUCGUGAUGGUGUUUCUGGCAUGGGGUUUGGAGUAAGUCUGGAUGCCUCUGCUGGAGGGUCGGACAGGUUGGACAAUUGGAAUGGAGAGGCGAAUGGGGAUGGUGGACAGACAUCGCUUAUGGGAUCUGGAGUAGUAGCUUCGGAAGCAGCCGGAGCUGCAGCUGGCACAGUACAGUCUGGUGGUGGGGCAGUUGGAGUUGAAGGUGUGGACUUCGAGAUGAUUCAAGCAAGGGGGCAGAAUAAAGUGGUUGCAGGGGAGGCCACCCCUCGCCUCUCAGCUGUCCUGCAAGUCCUCCAGUCUGCCCGCCAGAAGAUCCGAGCAGUCACUGUUCCACCGCAGCUGCAGCCAUCAGCAACUAACGGGAUGCUCCUGGACUUCCAGGAGACUGCCAAAUCGUCCUCACUGCCAAUGCCACGCAAUCGCAAGUGGGGGAAGCUCUCAGCCUGGUCGACAUUCGUCUUCCUCUCAUACAGCUUCAAAGCUGCGGCAGCCAAUGACCACCUCACAGAGUCGCAAUUCUGCUUCCAAGAAAGUGUCUAG